Messenger RNA from Leptinotarsa decemlineata (Colorado potato beetle), 4077 nucleotides. RefSeq names its product ectonucleoside triphosphate diphosphohydrolase NTPase (gene NTPase). The record is from RefSeq and is a predicted model, not a curated record. Gene Ontology annotation, molecular function: hydrolase activity. Lineage: Eukaryota; Metazoa; Arthropoda; Insecta; Coleoptera; Chrysomelidae.
UAAGUCUGACUUUUAUGACGAGGCAUAACUCGUUAAAAUGUAUUUAACCCAUUUAAAUAAUCAGCUAUUUUGUUAUCGGAUAUUCCUUAAAAUUUGAUUAGAAGUUUCAAUCUUGAAAAUAAAGAAUCAAAGUGCGCUGACGCGUUGCAUAACCCUUGUUUAGACCAAUAUAUCGAGAUCGAUAAUUCAUUUCCAAUCAUACUCGUUAUAGUACAGACCAAAACUGCUUCAAGACUCAGUUAAAAAUAGAAUCGAACAUGAGCAACAGCGAGUUACGUAAAAGAAAGAAUAAACAGCACAACAAUGCCCAAAAACCAUCAUCCAAAAGGCGAAAAGAUAAGACUGUCUCAUCGAUACACACAUCCUUGCUGUGCCUUAUUCUUAGCGGCACCAUCCUGACAUUAUUCAUAGUUUUAUACACAGAUCAAAUACCAUGGUACAUUGGUCAUCGAGCUGUCGAUAGUAUUGCAAUGAAGUUUGGCUAUCACAAACCAGUGCACGCUGUUGUGAUCGAUGCGGGAAGUACAGGAUCUAGAGUACUGGCUUUUACUUUUCAUGAGUCCUACUUAGGGGGUCACUUAGUGUUAGAUAGGGAACUGUUCGAGUACACAAAGCCAGGAUUGUCUUCAUUUGCAAAGGAACCACACAAGGGCGCCGCGACCAUAGAAAACCUUCUGGAAAAAGCCAAGAAUGAAAUACCCGAAGAAUAUUGGUCCAAAACCCCCUUGAUUUUGAAAGCAACAGCAGGUCUCCGAAUGCUACCUCCAACAGAAGCAGAAAAAUUGCUCGAAAGCGUGAGAGACGUCUUCAGAAAAACGCCUUUCCUAACUCAAGAAAACUCUAUCGAAAUCAUGGAUGGAGUAGACGAAGGAAUCUUCUCGUGGUUUACAGUUAAUUUCUUACUGGAACGUUUGAAUGGGGACCCUUCUUCGACUGUUGCCGCACUGGAUUUGGGAGGCGGUUCGACGCAAGUAACUUUCGCUGCACAAACCCCUGCCAGCCUGAAACUCAAGGAAAAUAUACACCAGGCCAUUUCCCCCAGAGGGGAGAUUCCCGUGUACACCAACAGUUUUUCUGGACUGGGACUCAUGGCUGCUAGACAUGCUGUGGUCACUCUGAAUCAACCUAAUAAGGUCAACGUUACUAGCGAAUGUGUUAAUCCGGUCGUGAAGAAUCGGAAGUUCCAUUACCAUGGUAAUAACUACUAUGUAUCAGGACUACAAGAGAAUUAUCCGACAUCAAAAGUUAAAGGUUCAGACAUCGAGAUAGGCGAAACCAUCCCUAUAGUUAAUUUCAAGGACUGUUCCCAAAUCCUUACGAAGUAUGUCAAGAGUAAAGCAAAAUCUCCAGAAGAACUACCUCUGAAGACCAUUUUUGCCUUCAGCUAUUAUUUCGAUAGGGCAACGGAAGUCGGUUUGAUAGACGAAUCAACCGGAGGUCACAUAAAAGUGAAAGACUUCAGAAAAGCAGCUGAAACAUCUUGCCACGAAGCUAACGCCGACCAACCUUUCAUGUGCCUCGAUCUAACUUUCAUAUGGGUGCUACUAGACCAAGGGUUCGGCCUGAAAGAAAACACCAAUGUUAACCUCUUCAAAAAAAUCAAUGGACACGAAAUCAGCUGGGCCUUAGGGGCAGCCUAUGACCUACUCAGGAGAUAGUGAAUCGAAAUAUGUUAGGUUGAGGGUUUAGGUUAAGGUAGCACAUUUUUAUACGUACUGAAGAUUUUUUUUAUUGUAAGGCAGUGAAAUUGUUUCAGCGGGUGUAUUCGGCAUCUGUCACAAAUGUUGUUCAUUUCUAUUAGAAGUUUAUCACCUAAGAGUUGAGGAGGAAGUUUGAUCGAUGUAUAUACUUCUGUCAGUUUUGAUAGUUCGGGUUGAUUAACUUCAAAUUUGAAGUUUAUCAAGUUCAUGGAAGAGAAAAAGAAAUUCUGGAAAGAGGGAGAGGCAGAGAUAUAGCUGUAUGAAAAACCAUGUAGUUUGAGAGUAUAUCUAAAAAGACAUUUUGAAAGAUUAGAGGAGGAAUUUAAAAAAUAUUGUAAGCAGUUUGAGAGAGAUAUAAUUUGAGAGUUUGAAAGAGGUAGAUUGAGAAACAUGAUUCUAAAAAAAAAUUGCAGGAAUUGGUUUGAGAAAAAGGUAAUUUGAGAAAGAUAAUUUGAGAAUCACAAUUCGAAUUGAAAAAGAAUUUUGAGUUGUAUCAUGGAAGUGGCCGAUACUUGACAAAAAUCCAUACCGUAAUCAAGUAACAUUUUAUUGAGAGAUUUUCACAAAACAAGUGAAAAUCUCACAAUGAAACGUUACUUGAAUUUUGAGUUACAGAAUUCAAAAAUAGAGUUUUGAACAAAGUGAUUGAGGAAGACGUCGGCUGGAGGAAAAAGGUGUGAAAGAAGUGAAAUUUUUUAAGAGUAGAUGAUUUGAGAGCAAAAUGAUUUUAAUAAUGUUCAUUCCCACACAUGAAUACAAUAUAAUAAACAAUAAUGAUAAAUUAAAUGAAUAAACCAUAAAUUUGGCGAGUGCCUCUGAGAGGUAAUUUGGGUAAGUAAAGUUAUAUAGAAGACAUCUUGGUACAAGGUAUAUAAAUUAAAAGUCUAAAAUAAAUGACGUUUUUUUAAUGUAACAACAAAAUCAUGUAUUCAACUUGAAAUUAAACAAAAAUAAGUAUUAAAACUUCAUAGGUACUAUUGAAUAGUACACAUAUUGUAAUAAGUCUAGAUAGAUCACUCGUUUUGCCUAAAAACGUAAAAUUUUAUAAAUUGCGUCUGGUAUUUUCAGUUCUUCGACGUUUCGGUUUCGACUUUGAAGCCAUUUUGGAGAAAGUAUCACUACAGUGAGGUCUCAAUCUGCCUAUUCGUCAGGUAGUGACACACUUCAAGUGUUUUGAGACUUGACUUCAGGGUCUCAAUCUGCCUACUUUCAAGGAUAGCCUGUGAACCCACAUUCUUCGCUUGGAAUAAGGCAGAUUGAGACCCUGACGUCAAGUCACAAAACAUUUGAAGGGUGUUACUACCUGACGAGUGGGGAGACUUAGGCCUUACUAUAGUUAUAAUUUCUUGAAAAUUGCUGCACAGCAAUUUUAUGGGUGCGCAUUAGUGAUGUAUUCUUUGAAGUUUCCCGUUUGGCAUCAUCAUAGACGAGGUUAUCAAAACUUUUUACUGCACCUUGUUUGUAACUGAGUAAAGAAGUUCAUUUUUUCAGAAAAACAUUCGUUCCUUGCCCUUCUGAAAUCGAGACCUUUUGACAUGAUAGUAAAAGAGUUUGAGAGAGUUUUGGAAAGAACGAUAGUUUGGUAUAGCGUCAAAGAAUAAUUUCAAGAGAGUUUGUCUCGAAGAGAAACUGAAAGAUGAUGGUAGCUUGGAGAAAAUUGUUGAAAAAAAAGAUGAAUAGAGAUAAUUUGAUUGAGAGAGGCGAGUUCCAGAAAGUGGAAAGUUUGUAAAAGAGUAACAAUAAAAAAGUUCCGAGAAAUGAUGAGAUUUUCAAGUUGAAUAAGAAAGGUUUUGAAUUUUAUGGAUAUGUCCAUCGAUCAAAUUUCCUGUCGUGUUCUUCAUCAAAAGAGUGCACGUUUUGUCCAUCAUCAUAAUUUUUCUCGAAGUUUCUUAGGGCAAUAAAUAUUGUUGGGUGUUGCCUCUUAGACUGACAUUGGCCAGUUUUUUUUAUUAGAAAACUUUUUCUUGAGUAUUUCUUGACGUUUUCGCCAAGAUGUUGAAUUUUUGUUGAAGAAGGUUAUGUUACAGUCAAAUAUAGUUUCAGUAUUAUUUGUGUUGGCAACCAAGACUUCCAGAAUAUUUCAUAGUUGUUUUUCAAUGUCAUAAUGUAAUUUUAGGGCAGCCCCUUCCCGAUCUCAUUCCUGUUCGAAUGAAAAUAACCCUAUUUUUAACUCUUACAUUCCUGCUUCUUAAUUACUGGUCCGCCCGUAAAAGACAAGGGUUGAAGAAUUUUUUUAAAAGUAUUUCAAUUCAAAAGUGAAUGUGCCUUAGAUAAUUUUUGUAUUCGACUAUUUAAACAGGCUGUGCGAUGAUUCCAUUAUUUUAAGUUGAAUGUGUGUUUUCAUCACCAAAAAGUAUAAUAAAUGUAUGACACCAUC